CCCACGUGAAUGUGAUGUAACUUAGAUUAAUUCUACCAAAGUAGUAGAGAUAUUUCCAAUUUUCUAUUUCAAAUUCAAAGAAAGCGAUGUUGAGAUCUACCUUAAUAGCCGUAAGAAGUGCUGUUCUACAGCCUGAGCAUUCCAAACUGCUAAAUUACGUUCAGCUGUCGCGUUUAUUGGGGACAAAGUUGAGAUAUUGCACAGCCCAGUCGAGUCCUAACACGAAAGCAGCUGCGUCGAAAGAAAGCGUUGAUUCAGAUCAGAAAUCUUCGCAGCCCGAAAUGAAAGCAGCAGAACCUGCCCAAGAAGUUAAAGAAACCGAAAACGAUCGUCUUUUAAAAGAAAAAGAAAGUUUGCUAAAAGAUCUUCAGGACAGGUACAAACGCUCCCUAGCAGAUAAUGAGAACAUACUGUCCCGCAGCAGGAAGCAAGUAGAUGAAGCCAGGCUGUUUGGUAUUCAGGCCUUCUCCAAAGACCUGCUUGAAGUUGCUGACAUAUUAGGAAAAGCAACAGAAACAGUUCCCAAGGAGGAGAUAGAUAAGAAUACUCACCUGAAGAACUUGUAUGAUGGGCUUCUAAUGACUGAAGCCCAGUUACAGAAGGUUUUCAAAAAGAAUGGUUUGGAGAAAGUGUAUCCACUAGAUGAAAAAUUUGAUCCACAUAGUCAUGAAGCAUUGUUUCAGAUUCCUUUACCAGAUAAAGAGAAAGGCACUGUUGCUGUUGUGGAAAAAGUUGGAUAUAAACUGCAUGGAAGGACACUUAGACCAGCUCUUGUGGGUGUUGUAAAAGAAUAGAAUAUUGGAUGUUGCUUUUAUUGAUUCAAAAUUAUAGGUUUCUGGAUUUUAACUAUGGUUAGUGGUGGUGGUGAGGAAGAUUAAAAUAAUCCUGGCAACUGCACCCUUGUCAGAUUGAGUCACACUCAAAUUUGUAAUAUCGUUGUCACAUGCAUUUAGGUGUCAAUAAGUAUUUCUCUAACAUCAUGCAUCUACCAGCAGUGUCCCCUUUAGCUAUUCAAUAAUACCAGGGCAAAAUGUACGUGUGCUUCAUCCAGGUUCAUGCAUUAAAAAUAUGUACAUGGAACCUGCCUUUCUUUCAGUUCCCUCUUACCUUCCAAAUAUUAAGUUGACUUAUAUUGAGCUCUUUAAAAAUCAGAUCUCCCUUUUCUCGCUCCUCGUUUAUCUUAUUGUCUUCAUCUGCUCAAUAUGCUGAAAGCUAGAAUCUAAAUAAUGAUGGGAGAAAUUGUUACAACAUAACAACAACCCUUUAACAGAACAGAUCUCUCUUUUCUUGUUCGUUAUUUAUCUAAUUACCUUCAUUUGCUCAAUGUUUGUUGAAAUCUAGAACUUAAACAAUGCAGAGAGAAAUUGUUACAAGAC
Molecule: messenger RNA, 1376 nt
Organism: Pocillopora verrucosa
Lineage: Eukaryota; Metazoa; Cnidaria; Anthozoa; Scleractinia; Pocilloporidae
Product: grpE protein homolog 1, mitochondrial
Biological process (GO): protein import into mitochondrial matrix; protein folding
Cellular component (GO): PAM complex, Tim23 associated import motor
Molecular function (GO): adenyl-nucleotide exchange factor activity; protein homodimerization activity; protein-folding chaperone binding
Source: RefSeq, a predicted model, not a curated record